UUACAGUAGAAUGGCGCCAAAAUUAAAGUCAUCUGACAAAGUCAAAGAGAAGCAGAAGGGCUUGGAAGUCUUCAGUGAAUCUGCUAUGCGAAACAAUUAUAGUUCCUUGGAGUACAGCCGGACAUGUCAAGCGGCAGCGUCAGGAAUGGCUGCAGGGAUUUUGGGACUAACGGGUAUACCUGGCUUUAUUUUCUACUUCGUAACUGUGGCGAUCCAAGCCUUAUUCUGGGAAGCGAAAGCUGGAUUUGAGUGGAAAUCGUAUUUUCUUGACCGAACCCUUUCUGUGACAUAUUCCAUUGUUGGAGGCUUAUUCACUUACAUUCUCUUUUGGGUAUUCUUGUAUGGAAUGGUCCAUGUCUACUAGUCGAAAUUCUGUAUGUUCUCCAUUGCUCCACAGUGUAAUGCAUCAUCGAUUAUUCUGAGAUUUUUCGUUGUCAGUGCGAGCACAUUCCUAGUUUUACGUUCUUGUUGUACAUAUCUGUUUGUUGAUGUCUCCUUUCUUUUGUUUCAAUGUCGAUAAUGAAUAAACGA
This is a messenger RNA of Cylicocyclus nassatus, 531 nucleotides long. NCBI's taxonomy places the organism in Eukaryota, Metazoa, Nematoda, Chromadorea, Rhabditida, Strongylidae. The record is from the annotation of a GenBank genome assembly.